ACGGAUAUACACAAAUGUACUUGUUUAAAGAAAUAUAUGAUAUAACGAGUCAUCGGAAGACAAAAUGUGGGAUAGUACUGGAUUUAAUAAAACAUUCGAACCUUUAUCCAAUAUACAGUAAAGAAACGUAAAAAGAGAAACAAGCGACAUUGUUUCUAUUGAUAAUUGUUAAAAUCUUCAGUUCAAGCUUUAAAUCGGAAGGAAUGUUGUAUGAAGUCUACAUCGCGUUGUUAAUUGUAUCAUCAAUGUAGAAAGGGAAAGGCCUCUCAAUACAGAAUGUUAUCGAAAUAUAGCUUGUAAGAAAAGCAAUUGAGUAGAGAGGAAGUCUGACAUCAUACGCAUGGAAAUUUCGUUAAAAUAAGGCUUUACAACACUAUUGAAAAAUUAAAAUUUUAUUUGAUACGCAUUCAUUUUAUGCUGAGAAUGUUACAAUUUUUACUAUAGAGGAAACUAUAAUUAGCAUUUUUCAACAGAAUAUCAAUGGAGAGGACGAAAAAGAUAACCUGUGUUUAUCCCAAUUUUUGUGAAACUUGCAGUUUAUUUGUUAUCACUGAUCAAUUCUUUGCAACUGUAAUUGAUAUUAAAGACGAAUGCACAGAGGAAUAUGAAAACCCAUGCUACGAACCUUUCACAAAAAUUCGUGUCAACGGACAGUUUGAAGAGAAGUUUAAUCAAACACGCUGUUGUGAAGGUUCUCGGACGCUCAUUUAUAAAAUUGAAGAAAACACGGAUGUUCUGACGUCAUUUCCAGAUACCACCACUGAUCCCACAACGUCAUCAGUAGAGACCACUAAACCUUCCUCUCUACUCUCCACGACGACAACUGAAAACGUUAAUUCAACCUCAGUUGUUAAAGAAAACGCCUCUUCAAAUGAUACCAGAAUUUUGCCAAGUUCAACACCAUUUCAGUCUAUUGACAUGACUCUAUUGCUUACAGCCGGAAUUAUUGGAGUUAUAGUUCUCUUUGUAAUAAUACUUUUGUGUGUCAUGGUCGUGAAACGUAAAAGAUUGGAGAGUAAUCCAAGGAAAGAGUUGCGAUUUAGAUACGUGACCGCUGGAGACGUUCAAAGACAGAGUGACCUUGUAUAUACACAGCUAGAAGUGCCUCUAGAAGGAACUGGGUCAGGGGCAGAAUACGUAGAACCAAUAACACGGACGAGGAACGAAAAUCAAAGAGAUUCAAUUACAUGUACCAACGAAACUCCUCAAUACUGUGAAGUAAUCGACUUUUUUGAGAGCGAUAGAUGAAGAUCCUAAUUCUCAAUAACGCUUCAGAUUUGAUGGAUAGAUAGAAUUCUAUGUAGAGAUAUUGUACAACAAGUUCCAUAUCGAAUUUUGAUAUCUCAACAUUUUUCAUACUUAUUUUUGAAUUUAAAAAAAUUUCAAACAAUUUUAUAUCAAAAAUC
This is a messenger RNA of Saccostrea cuccullata (small rock oyster), 1406 nucleotides long. RefSeq lists its product as uncharacterized. NCBI's taxonomy places the organism in Eukaryota, Metazoa, Mollusca, Bivalvia, Ostreida, Ostreidae. Bases 481 to 1248 code for a protein of 255 amino acids. The transcript has 5 exons. The record is from RefSeq and is a predicted model, not a curated record.